Penicillium canariense is the source of this 936-nucleotide messenger RNA. RefSeq names its product putative mitochondrial methylglutaconyl-CoA hydratase (Auh). The transcript is spliced from 2 exons. Bases 1 to 936 code for a protein of 311 amino acids. The record is from RefSeq and is a predicted model, not a curated record. Gene Ontology annotation, biological process: fatty acid beta-oxidation. Lineage: Eukaryota; Fungi; Ascomycota; Eurotiomycetes; Eurotiales; Aspergillaceae. Gene Ontology annotation, molecular function: enoyl-CoA hydratase activity. Gene Ontology annotation, cellular component: mitochondrion.
AUGGCAACAACCACGUCCCCGCGGCUUGUCCGCCUCAUUACCCUCGGGCACCUGACUCGCCCGACCGUCCUGUCUACCCGGGUAUUUGCCUCACGGUACAGCACGAGCGCCGAAGACGAUGUCAUCAAAACCCAACAGGUCCCGGCGCCGGGUUCGGGGCAUGUGCGCGUGCUGCAGCUCAACCGGCCCAAAGCCCGCAAUGCGAUCUCGCGUCACCUGCUUGACACCCUCUCGAAGCAGGUCAGCUCUAUCGCCGCGGAAGGCGGCAACGGGCCCACCCGGGCGCUGGUGGUGGCAAGCAAUGUUGAUGCCGCAUUCUGCGCCGGCGCAGAUCUGAAGGAGCGUGCUAAAAUGACCCCUGCGGAGACCGAACAAUUCCUCGAGAAGCUGCGCGCCACCUUCAAGGAGCUCGCCGGCCUCCAAAUUCCCACUAUCUCCGCGAUCUCCUCCAUGGCUCUGGGUGGUGGUCUCGAGCUUGCUUUGUGCACGCAUCUCCGCGUCUUCGGCUCCUCCAGCACCGUUGGUCUGCCCGAGACCCGGCUCGCGAUUAUCCCGGGCGCGGGCGGCACCUACCGCCUGCCCGCGCUGAUCGGACCAACCCGAGCACGCGACCUCAUUUUGACGGGGCGACGGGUGUCCGGGCCCGAAUCCUACUUCAUCGGGCUCUGCGAUCGGCUGGUGGAGGUGCUGCCGGAGGAGGCUCAACGAGAGGGCGUGGCGCGUGAGAAGGUCCUGCGGGAGAGCAUCAAGCUCGCGCUGGACAUCUGCGAGGGUGGACCGAUCGCCCUGAAGCAGGCGUUGCUGGCUGUGCAGGGGUCUGCCUUGGGUGAGGUGGCGGAGAACCAGGCGUAUCAGGGGGUGAUUGAGACGGAGGACCGAUAUGAGGCUCUGCUUGCCUUUGUGGAGAAGCGGAAGCCGGCUUUCCGGGGGCGGUAA